GUGGCAGCUGCGCUGCUCCCGUCCCCGGAGCAUGCGCGAGAGCAGCCGCGGAGACCCCCGCCGCCCCGCCCGCGGCGCCCCGCGCCCCGCCGCCAGCGCACCCCCGGACGCUAUGGCCCACCCCUCCGGCCGGCCCCGCGUGUAGGAUGGUAGCACACAACCAGGUGGCAGCCGACAAUGCAAUCUCCACGGCAGCAGAGCCCCGACGGCGGCCAGAGCCCUCCUCCUCCUCCUCCUCCUCGCCCGCGGCCCCGGCGCGCCCGCGGCCCUGCCCGGCGGCCCCGGCUGCGACCCCGGGCGACACGCACUUCCGCACGUUCCGCUCGCACGCCGAGUACCGGCGCAUCACCCGAGCCAGCGCGCUCCUGGACGCCUGCGGCUUCUACUGGGGACCCCUGAGCGUGCACGGGGCGCACGAGCGGCUGCGUGCCGAGCCCGUGGGCACCUUUCUGGUGCGCGACAGCCGCCAGCGGAACUGCUUCUUCGCGCUCAGCGUGAAGAUGGCCUCGGGCCCCACGAGUAUCCGCGUGCACUUCCAGGCCGGCCGCUUCCACCUGGACGGCAGCCGCGAGAGCUUCGACUGCCUCUUCGAGCUGCUGGAGCACUACGUGGCGGCGCCGCGCUGCAUGCUGGGGGCCCCGCUGCGCCAGCGCCGCGUGCGGCCGCUGCAGGAGCUGUGCCGCCAGCGCAUCGUGGCCACCGUGGGCCGCGAGAACCUGGCGCGCAUCCCCCUCAACCCCGUCCUCCGCGACUACCUGAGCUCCUUCCCCUUCCAGAUCUGACCGGCCGCGCACGCAGCAUUAACUGGGGCGCCUCGUUACUUUCUAAUAUUAAUUAUUAUUUACCCGGGACCACGUGGGCGCCCUCCCCGCCUGGGUUGGAGGGAGCGGGGGUAGGGGCGAGGCGCCUCCUGACCUGGGCUGGAGACAAGGCCACAGACCCCUCCCCACCUCUUGUGGGGGUGCCCCCUCCUGGUGCUCCCUCUGGGUCCCCCUGGUUGUUGUAGCAGCUUAACUUAUGGAGCCAGAACCUGAACUCGUACCUCCUACCUCUUCAUGUUUACAUAUACCCAGUAUCUUUGCACAAACCAGGGUUGGGGGAGGGUCUCUGGCUUUAUUUUUCUGCUGUGCAGAAUCCUAUUUUAUAUUUUUUACCACCAGUUUAGGUAAUAAACU
Molecule: messenger RNA, 1175 nt
Organism: Hippopotamus amphibius kiboko
Lineage: Eukaryota; Metazoa; Chordata; Mammalia; Artiodactyla; Hippopotamidae
Gene: SOCS1
Product: suppressor of cytokine signaling 1
Exons: 2
Coding region: 147-782 (211 amino acids)
Biological process (GO): intracellular signal transduction; phosphatidylinositol phosphate biosynthetic process
Cellular component (GO): phosphatidylinositol 3-kinase complex
Molecular function (GO): 1-phosphatidylinositol-3-kinase regulator activity
Source: RefSeq, a predicted model, not a curated record